This is a messenger RNA of Pipra filicauda (Wire-tailed manakin), 8002 nucleotides long. It is a transcript of the gene ZDHHC15, whose product is annotated as zinc finger DHHC-type palmitoyltransferase 15. The record is from RefSeq and is a predicted model, not a curated record. Bases 1 to 987 code for a protein of 328 amino acids. Gene Ontology annotation, molecular function: protein-cysteine S-palmitoyltransferase activity. Gene Ontology annotation, cellular component: endoplasmic reticulum; Golgi apparatus. Gene Ontology annotation, biological process: protein targeting to membrane; synaptic vesicle maturation; peptidyl-L-cysteine S-palmitoylation. The transcript has 11 exons. NCBI's taxonomy places the organism in Eukaryota, Metazoa, Chordata, Aves, Passeriformes, Pipridae.
AUGUGCGCGGGGGCCAUGGCGCUGUGGCGGGGGCUGCGCUGCUGCCGCCGCGCCCUCGCCUGGCUGCCCGUGCUGCUCAUCGCGCUGCUGCUGCUCUGGUCCUACUACGGAUACGUCUGCGAGCUCUGCCUCGUGGUCUAUCUUGUAAUAUUCCAUAUUCUCUUUGUGCUCUUUGUGUGGACAUAUUGGAAGUCUGUUUUCACUCUCCCAGUGCAGCCAGACAAAAAGUUCCACAUGUCCUACGCUGACCAGGAGCGCUAUGAGAACGAGGAGAGGCCGGAGGUGCAGAGGCAGAUCCUCGCCGAGAUCGCCAGGAAGCUGCCGGUGUACACGAGGACAGGGAAUGGAGGUAUUCGGUUCUGUGACAGAUGCCAGCUGAUCAAACCUGAUCGUUGUCACCACUGCUCCGUCUGUGCCAUGUGUGUGCUAAAAAUGGAUCAUCACUGUCCAUGGGUGAAUAACUGCAUUGGAUUUUCUAACUACAAAUUCUUUCUACUGUUCUUAGCCUAUUCUUUGUUGUAUUGCUUGUAUAUUGCUGCAACAGUCUUCAAGUAUUUCAUUAAGUAUUGGACAGGUGAACUGACCAAUGGACGUUCCAAAUUUCACAUCCUUUUCCUUCUCUUCGUGGCAAUCAUGUUCUUUGUGAGCCUCAUGUUUCUGUUUGGAUACCACUGCUGGCUCGUUAGCAGAAACAGAUCCACCUUAGAGGCUUUCUCAGCUCCGGUGUUUCAAAAUGGCCCAGAUAAAAAUGGAUUCAAUCUUGGCUUUGUAAAGAAUCUUCAGCAAGUGUUUGGAGAAGAAAAAAAGCUCUGGUUGCUGCCUAUUGCCUCAAGCCAGGGGGAUGGACAUUUUUUCCCCAUGAGAGCCUCGUGUGAAGCUCGGAACCCUCUCCUGGCAAAUGAAGAGCAGUGGGAAGAGGAUGGAAUAGAUGAAGAGCCCCAGGGUUCUGGUGAAGCCUCAGCCCUUGUCAUAGAAAGGGAGACAUAGCAGUGUGACAGUGCAGCCGGGUAAAGCUCGAGCACAAAGAUUUCAGCUUCCCUCUCAGGAGCCAACACCUUCUCUUGGCAUGGACUUCAAUUUUGAGGGGCAGAAAACAAGUGGAUCUUCAAGAUGAGAAAACGUCCUGAAGUAUCACCCAACUGGAGUCUGCAUCUGAGAGUGCUUCUCCAGAAAUCCUGCUGUCCAGAUGGCCCAAGACUUUAUAAGUUUCAGUUACAGAGUUAACAGAACAGUUUUAUAGAGUGAUUGUGGCCAAUCUUCUUUGGCCUGCUCUCUUUAUUUUAUAAAUACUAUAUAUUUUUUAUGCAAAAAAGGUAAAAAUGUUGAUGAGAGUGCACUUCCAAAGGCCUUUUCAUUUUGCAAAUGUCAGGGACUCGAGUUCUUGAAAUUCUACCAAGCCAUAAUAUUCUUGGGGAUGGUUAUUUAUUUUGAGGCUGAUUCUCCAACCUUCUCUGACAUUUUCUACUGUGUUUGAAGUUCUGAGUCAGUUCAGCCCAGUGCGAGACAGACCGAGUUAAAUCUGGCACUAAAUUGGUAGUUGGGUGUGUGUUGAAAGAAAAAGUGCUGAACAUGCACACUGACAUGUGCAGCUGUGAAUGCAAAUAAAAUAUUCCCAUUGCCAGUAUCAAGAUUCAAGAAUAUUGUGGCCAUAGAUUUUUUUAACUUUUUUUAGGAGGGUGUUAUUGUCUUAGAGUUUGGUUACAGUGUUCUUUGCCCAGUCCUACUCGCAGGCACCUAAAAUGCAAACAGGAACGUCAGACAGUCCAGUUUGCAUUAAUUCCUAGGGCCAAAAUGUCCACUCAUUCCUGGAUCGGUGUUUGAUGGAAAUUUGUGUGUUUGUGGAAUCAGAAAGGAAGGUGUGAAUUUGAAACACAGGAGUUGGAAAUGACAGUGAAAGUUUAGCUCCAACAGUGGUGUUUGGAGUUUACACUCCACACGAAAUGCUGAAGAGACAAUUGAUAUAUAGAUUUUUUCAGACUUCUUCCCAAACCAGUGCACUGACUGGUGGUUCCAGGGGUUUCAGCACUAGGUGAUCAGAUUUUUUUUUUUACAUUUUGCUCCAUUUGCAGGCAAAGGGAUAUAUCCUGGUUCUGUUCUGGGGAAGGGAACUGACCCUUUGGCCGGAUUAUACACAUUUUUCUAGACUUGACUCUUUUUUUAUCUGCAUGAUUCAGCCCUGGCAGCUCCAUCACUCAUGUCUGAAUUAGGUGCAUGCUUACAGUAUUAGUGUACUGCCUUUAAGGUCAUUUGGUACCAUUUUCUCUCCCGGUUUUGUGUUUGUUUAUCAGCCCAUUGGCACUGAGGUGACUGCAGAGGCAGUUGUGCCUGUCAGGAGAAAUGACCUGAGAAGUGAGUUUGGUGACAAAGGCUUUGCCUACCUACUAAAUCCUUUUUUUUUUCCUCUGUUUGCUCUGCUGCUGCUGCCAGUGGGAAGGUGUCUGUGAGAUGGGAGAGCCUUGCAGAGACUUUGUGCCCUUAGGAGCAGUCGUUUCCCUGCUGUGAUCCCGCCCUGGGGACAGGGAUCCUCAGCUCUGCAGUUCUGUGCAGAGCAGGCAGGCAUCUCUGGAGUGUCUUGCUGCUGAAUUGGGUUGUGAGGGGUCAGGGUGGGCUCACCUAGGCUCGGGGUGGUUUGUCUGUGUCCUCACAGUGCUCUUGAACACUCAAAAUGUUCCUGCUUCAGCCACCGGAGCCCUGGCCGUGGGGUGGCUGUCACAAAACGGCUCUCCAGUGUUUCUCCUGCCCAUCUAAACCUGCAUUUCUAAUGUAAAUCUCGAGUUGGACCUUCCCCUGCAUGUGAUGAAAGAUGGCAGCAGAAUUAAUCACCUCAUUUCUGGUAAAACGUGCUCUGGAGGGGGAGUUUGAGAGGACAGUGGCAGCUAAACACAACAGGAAAUGUGCAGGAAUUAAGCACCAACAGAGGUGCUAUUUGUGCCUUCAAAAACUCAACAUUCCUUGUGUAGAAAACCAGGAAGAAGAUCUGGGGACUUUCUGUUCCAUUCUGUCAGCUGAAGUGUAUUUUUCAGAGCUGUGUGGAUUUACAGGAGUUUUCUGAGCAGGUUCCUGUGUCCUUCCUGGGUUUGGUUCUGGUUACAGCUGUGUCUUUGAGCUGUUUCUCUGCCAGGCAGCAGCAGCAGCAGAGCUGCCCACGAGCUCUGCAGGCACCAUCCCUGCCUGCUCCUGCUGCAGCACUGCUCACUUGGCAGUACAAAAAAUCAGGUUUCAUUUUCUAAUAAUUAUUAAACCAGAUGUCUUUAAAAGGCAGCUACCAAGCUGAGAUUUAGAAGCAAUUUUAAACAUUUCCAAGUAACUUUUAUUCAAUUUUUUUUCUUGUAAAUAGUUAUGGCCAAUUCUUCCCUUUCCUUAAAAGCAGCUCAGCCCCCUGUGGUUGUAAAAAAUCUCUUGCUCAGGUAGAAAAAAUACAGUUUAAUCACUUCAGAACCACUCCCCAUCAAUAUCCACGUCAGGUGUUGGAAAGCUUCAGGAGAUGGGAAACAAACACAAAAGCUGUGUAAAAAUGAGGCAAAACAAACCAAGGGAGACCCACAUGUCUGAGUGACUGAACAAGCUCCAUUUUGUUCCCUUCUCCUCACUGAAGGUGAUAUCCUUGUGUUACCCUGGCAUUUGUCCUGUUUGUGCACUGGCAAACAGCAGUUGCUCAGCUGCUGUGGUCACUGCUGCGGGUGCUCAGAGGGAAGGUGCUUGGCCCAGUGCAGGGCAGGUUUUUUAACCUGCAAAUGGCUCUUUAAGGGAUACACCUACUGCAACACCUCCUUUGUUUCCCAUCCCCGAUCCUCAUCCAGGGGAUCUCCACCAGCAGCCCUGACUGUGAGGGAUCCUCAUCCAGGGGAUCUCCACCAGCAGCCCUGACUGUGAGGGAUCCUCAUCCAGAGGUUCUCCACCAUCAGCCCUGACUGUGAGGGAUCCUCAUCCAGAGGUUCUCCACCAUCAGCCCUGACUGUGAGGGAUCCUCAUCCAGGGGAUCUCCACCAGCAGCCCUGACUGUGAGGGAUCCUCAUCCAGAGGCUCUCCACCAGCAGCCCUGACUGUGAGGGCGGCAUCAUCAAACCUGUCCCUUACCUGCCCCACCAGCCCCUCCUGAGCAGCUGCUCCCUCCAUCCCAGCACUGCAGGGAUGGGACUCAGCCCACCCACUCCCACUGUGGCUCUGGGAGCUGCCCAACACUUCCAGUGCAUCCUGGCUGUUCCUCCUGCUGCUGUGCUGGGGCACAACUGUUCCAGGUCUGCUCUGUGUGCCCGGGAGCAGCCUGUGUUCCCCUGGGACCAGCACCUUGGGAUGUUACUGUUGGUCUCUGGUCAGGUGCUGUAAAUCCAGUUGCACCAAACAAUUUGGUGAAGUGGAAAGGUUUGAAUCUCAGUUCUGAUGCUGUUGGAAGUUGUGAGACUGUCGUGCUCAGUGCUGAACUGCAGCCUGGAGCAGUGUGGAGGCAGGAAGGCUGUUUUCUCUGCCUUAGUGGCAGACAUGGACUAGAGAAUGAAGCAGAAAAUGAGUGGUUCUCAGCUCAGGGUCAGAAAUGGCUUCUGUCCUUAGGGGAUCUCCUCCUGCUGCUGGAGCUGCAGGUGUAGAAGCAGCUGUAGGUCAAGAUUUUGUUGCUUGGCUGAGUGCAGCCAAGGUGGGGGGCUGACUGGAGGUGGGGCAGUGCUGGGCAUGAGCAGCCCUGGGGCCUGCUCCCAUCAGGGCUAAUCCCAUGAGGCCCUGGAAGCUGGAACAGGAGCACCAGUGGUUGUGUAGCUCUGCCAGCAGUCACCAGGCAGUAAUAAAUAUGGGUUGAGUGCCAACCAGCGUGGCAGUGUCAGACCCACGGCUGUGGAUUUGUGAGCUUCCCUCAGGGCACAGGAGUGUGGGCUCAGCACCUGCCACCUGGCCUGGGCUCCUUCUGUUGGUAUUGCAGCAUUUUACAAAUGCAUCUCACAUCCUCCUUGAGGCUGAGCUGUCUCAGCCUUUUCCAAGUGAUGUCACCAUGGGAAAGAAGCAGCAAAUGGUCUUGCUGGACUUUACUGUGGUACCUGCCACUGUCUCAUCCCUCUGCUCCUGGUUUCAUGUUCCAAAGUAACUGAUCACUAACAACCACCUCCUCACCUCUCUCCCUCCUCUCCCAUUUACAUUCAGGUACACUGUACUCUUAAAAAAAUAGGGAAAACAUCAUAUUGAUGUUUCUCUGGGUAGAACUGUGGUCAGUCGUGUCCUGGGCCAGGACUCGUCCCCGCUCACUGCUCUGUCAGUUCCCUUUUCUCUGGCUGAGCUGGAUCUUUGGAGCAGGAUAACUUUGUUUUCCUUCAAGCAGGGAGCAGUACUGUAUGUUUUUAGCAGGCUGUACCCGGUGUGUGUGGUGCACAGUCACUGGCAAGAACCAGGAAGCUUCCUAAUGGCACUGUGCAAUGAAUGUUUGCUUCCUGGGAGAAAUGGGAGUGGGAUUCAGCAGAAUCCACACCAGCUGGAGCUCUGGAGCUCUGUAUGCUGGUAUGGACUGAAAGCACAACUUUAUGCAUAAAGUCUGUAAUAUGAACAUAAAAUAAUAAAUAAUUUACCAUUUUUCCCCUGAAUUUAGCUCUGAAGGACACGCUGAGCUGUUCUCAGGGCCCCACUGCCUCCCCUGCAGAGCAGUUCCUCUGCAGAGCAGUUCCUCUGUGCAGAGCCAGCUCACUCACCCAAGGGUUUAAUUAGCAGGUGAAGGAGGCACCGCUGACCUUGUUUAUUGAGCCAGAAUUAAUUAACUCAGAAGGGUCAUGUUUUCAUUCAGUGACUUCUGUGGUACAGAUUUUUGAAGUUGAUCCAUAGUACUUGAAAAUACCUCAAUUUUAUUGAUAUUUGUCCAAUUCUAUCAGCUUCUGCUUGGUUACAGAACACUUGCAAAAAUCAGCUCGUUCUGAAGGGAUCAAUGACAGCAUUUGCAUGGUGGAGUGGCUGCUUUCAGUGCCAGCAAUGGGCUGUCAAACAGCUUGGCAGGGCAGCCCCCCACGGGCUCCUCCCGCUUAAUGCUGCAUUUCCUGCUCUGCUCAUUAGCGCUGAGCUCGCACCCACUGCUGCAGCCUCUGAGUCUCGUCCUUGUUCCAUCUCCCCUUGAGAGUUCUCUCUUCCUCCUAAACAUAUAGUUAAGAUAUUUUCAGCUGUGAGCUGCUUGUGCUGGUUUUUGGAUACUGUGAAGGUGAGUAGGUGUCAUUUUAUGCAGUUGUGCCUGUAUUUUAUUUGUAGUUAAUCUGUCAGGUAUCAGUUUGUGAUUCUAAUCAUCAGGCCCAGCUGGCUUUGCUUAGAGCAGCAGGAUCCCACUUCCUGCAUUUUCUCUUUCCUAAAAACCUCAUUUCUUCAUUCUUUCACUUUAGUUUGGGAUGUAAACCUUGUGAAAUAAAAUCUGAGUUUACAUUUCAAAUACAAGUCUGUAAGUUGGUCAUGCCUGCAUGCUCCUUAAAAAAAUUAUUUUUUUCUGUAUAAGGUUUUAAGAUUUACAGCAUUUGUAAAGCUUUAGUGGGUAACAGACAAUGUUAAAAAAGUGUAUGUUGAGGGGGGGGGAAAGAGUAGCCAAAAAAACCCAACAAAAAGGACCAAGGGAUCAUCUUUGUUUCUUCUUUCGGCUGUGUUUGAAAAGAAAUGCCUGCUUGCAUCAACCAGCCCAUGGAACAGGCAGGGACUUCACCUGAAGGCAUCCCUGCUGUUUCAGUACUUCCUCAAGUACUUAAUUUCUUGAGUUCAACAUUGGACUAAAUCCCGUGGAACCAACAAAAUUGUCCUCCCCAUCUCCUUCCUGACCUGGAGAAGGUGUGUGCUGCCCCUUCUCAGAUCAGCACUUUCCUUUGUAAGAGAAAUAAAAAUCCAGUGGACUCUUGACAAGGUCAGGGUAUUAUUUUUCCCCCCCUGCCUUUUUCUGGAGAAUCCAGGAGCCUCCUGGAUGUGUCCGAGAGAGGCACCUGGGAUCCCAGAGGAUGAGUUUUGUGACUAAGAACUUGUGUGAGGAGGUGGAACCUGUUGUUCUGCUGUUCUGAACUAACUCCAUGUGUGGUCAUUUUUCCUCAGAAUUAAUGAAGUAGCUUCCUGCUCUACUCACUGCCCAUCUAAGCAGGAGCUACUCCAGAGUGAAUCCAAAUCCACUGUUGGAGCAGGGAACUUGUAACAGCUUCCCUUUUGCUUAGGAACAUAGGAAAUAGAAAAGGUCUUGUUAUUUUAUAAAUUAUAAUCUGAUCAGAUGUCUGAUCUUCAUCUGAAAAUGCUGUUUAUUGUGCAAAUGGGUCCCUCAAAGGUGAAACUUAAUUUAAACCUCAGGAUCAGACCAUGGCAGCCCUGUCUACAUGUGCUGUUCAAUGUUAGCAGGAGUUUUUACUUUGCCUCACAGGAAAGCCAGUGGGUUUCACUUGCUGGAGUUUUUCCAGGCAGGAAAAUGGGGCUGAACAGCCACUGCAGGAGCUGCUGUGUGUUGGGAGCUCCCAACACACUCCCUCUGCACCAGCGUCAGGGCUCCCACCACUGGAACCCCCUACGGAAGCUGAGCAGGCUCUGUGCCAGCAAAAUCAGGGGAAACAACAGAAUUCCAGUGGAUUGGUGUGUUUACAUCCAGCUGUUUUGCAGGAAGCAGCAUGGGCUGGUGGGGGUGUUUCUUACCCCAGCUCUGCUCUGUGCUGCCGCUCAGCCGGGUGCUCUCAGACAAAUUCCUCACCUCUUCAUUUAGUAGGAAAUAACUGUUUUCCAGUGAAUGUCACAAAGGGACUGCUGCCCACCUUUGGGGUGCUGAUUUGGGGUCAGGAGUAUAAUGCUGCUGCUGACAGUGAGACUUUUGAUAUGAAAUGGGUUUUUACAAAAGCUUGGGAUACUCAUUUUUACUGUUGGACAAACGUUCUGACUACGCUGAUGCUCUGUGGAGUUUCGCUGGCAUUUUCCAAGUGUUUGUACAGUUUCUACAGCUGAAUAUCCUGUAUGUUCUGCUUUGUUGUUUUCUAUUAUGCUUUAUACUGUACUGCAGGCAAGUACUGCAUUAAAACCAUUUUUGGCUAAUUUA